UCCUCUGCGGCACAGCCUCGCUCUCUUCCGGUCUCGAGCAACCCGGGUGUAGAGAGCGGUCGCGGUGGGCACGGUGGGCUGCGGCUGGGCGGCGGCAGAAUGUUGACUACCAGAGUAUUUAGCCUAAUUGGCAAGCGAGCAAUUUCCACCUCGGUGUGUGUACGAGCACAUGGGAGUGUUGUGAAGAGUGAAGACUAUGCCCUCCCGAGUUAUGUCGAUAGACGUGACUAUCCCUUGCCCGAUGUGGCCCACGUCAAGAACCUUUCUGCCAGCCAGAAGGCUUUGAAAGAGAAGGAGAAGAACCCCUGGAACAGUCUGUCAGUUGAUGAAAAAGUUGAAUUGUAUCGCAUUAAGUUCAACGAGAGCUUUGCUGAAAUGAACAGGAGCACGAAUGAGUGGAAGACAGUUGUGGGUGCGGCCAUGUUCUUCAUCGGCUUCACUGCUCUCAUUCUGAUCUGGGAGAAACGCUUUGUGUAUGGCCCCAUCCCGCACACCUUUGAUGAGGAGUGGGUGGCCAAGCAGACCAAGAGGAUGCUCGACAUGAAGGUCAGCCCGAUCCAGGGCUUCUCUGCCAAGUGGGACUACGACAAGAACGAGUGGAAGAAAUAAGAACCCACCAUUCACGUACCUGAACCUUACCAUGUUCUUUCAUUUCUUGCAGUUCAGCAUAUUCACUGGAAACUGUUAUGUUGCAAUACCAAUGCUAAUAAAUGAACAGUUUACUUGAAA
Messenger RNA from Miniopterus natalensis, 729 nucleotides. RefSeq names its product cytochrome c oxidase subunit 4I1 (gene COX4I1). Gene Ontology annotation, cellular component: respiratory chain complex IV. Gene Ontology annotation, biological process: mitochondrial electron transport, cytochrome c to oxygen. NCBI's taxonomy places the organism in Eukaryota, Metazoa, Chordata, Mammalia, Chiroptera, Miniopteridae. The record is from RefSeq and is a predicted model, not a curated record.